Molecule: messenger RNA, 1169 nt
Organism: Lates calcarifer (barramundi perch)
Lineage: Eukaryota; Metazoa; Chordata; Actinopteri; Centropomidae
Product: troponin I, slow skeletal muscle
Exons: 5
Coding region: 128-586 (152 amino acids)
Biological process (GO): muscle contraction
Cellular component (GO): troponin complex
Source: RefSeq, a predicted model, not a curated record
AUAUAUCUAAUAUACAGUAUAGAUGGAAGAUAUUAAUUGUUCUUUAUAUAAAUUAUAGAAAAAAUCAAAGAUAUCUUCCUCUCGAAAGCUGGGGUUGAAGAUUAGGCUGUUGGCAGUUGCUGCUCAGAUGCUGCAGGAGGAGGCAGAGCAGAAGAAGAAGGAGAGAGAGGCUGCUCUGGCAGAAAGAGUUCCUCCAGUAAAUCUGUCUGGUCUGUCUUUGCAAGAGCUCCUGGAUCUAUGCAGAGAUUUGCACCACAAGAUUGAUGUUGUUGAUGAGGAGCGCUAUGAUAUUGGCCUCAAGGUUUCCAAAAAUGACAAGGAGAUUGAAAACAUGAACCUGAAGAUCACUGAGAUUCAAAGUAAGUUCAAGAAACCGACCCUGAGGAGAGUGAAGAUCUCAGCUGAGGCCAUGCUGAGCGUCCUGCUGGGCUCCAAACACAAAGAGUCCUUCGACUUCAAGGCCAACCUCAAAACAGUCAAGAAGGAAGAGGAAAAGAAGGAGGAGGUGACUGACUGGCGUAAGAACGUGGAAGCCAUGUCUGGUAUGGAGGGCAGGAAGAAGCUGUUUGACGCCUCUGGAAACUAAAGACACAAUUAUUUUUGUUUGAAGCAUCUUUCUUUUUAUGAUCAAUUCUUAACAUAACCUACAGUCUGAUCUGAUUUUGAUUCAUGAAUUGCAGGUAGGAUAAACCAGGAUUGUUUUAGAAGAGCAACAGACUUUGAAUAUUUUAAAAGGGAUUGUAGGCAUUAAGUUGUUUUAUAGAACAGGAAAAAAUUAAUUAUAUAUGGUAUUACAGACACAGUGUUGUAUUCUGAUGACUUCAGUAUUAACUGUUGUGUACUAAUGACGUAGUGAUUGUUUGCAGUAUUUCUCCACUGCAACCUUGAGAUGGCAGUAUAAGUCUUUCAAACCAUCGCAGUCCCCUCAGACACAUUAUAUUGUAGUUGACUGUGCAGAAAUAUUGUUUGUCCCUCACUAUUAACAGCUAAUAGUGCGUUGUCUGUUGUGAUAAACUGCCAUCAAAGUUUGUCACACAUCCAAUUACCUUUGGCAAUUAAACAUAUACUGCUACUUAUUAAAAUUAAAUAGUAUAAUUGCACUCUUUGUUAUUAAGUCACUGCUGUGGGAGUUUGAAGAAAUGUUCUCUCAAUAAAGUCUGAACAAUCUU